Drosophila suzukii is the source of this 2603-nucleotide messenger RNA. It is a transcript of the gene Tbh, whose product is annotated as Tyramine beta hydroxylase. Gene Ontology annotation, biological process: octopamine biosynthetic process; dopamine catabolic process; norepinephrine biosynthetic process. Gene Ontology annotation, molecular function: dopamine beta-monooxygenase activity; copper ion binding. NCBI's taxonomy places the organism in Eukaryota, Metazoa, Arthropoda, Insecta, Diptera, Drosophilidae. Gene Ontology annotation, cellular component: secretory granule membrane. The record is from RefSeq and is a predicted model, not a curated record.
UCGGCUGGCGUAGGACGCGCUCUCCACUUCUCUCUCUCUCGCUCUCUCCACCGCGAUUCUCCACUUGCGAAAGCGUAGAAGCGCGCCAAAAAAGCGCGCGCAAAAACAAAAAGCCAACUAACGGGACAAAAGUCGCGCGCGACUCGUAAGCUUGUUUACUUUGCCAUUAUAAAUCCGGCGGGCGCUUUGUUUGUGUUUGUGUUGAUGUUGCAAUACCAACAGCAGGAAAACUCGCAGCGAUUAGCCAUAAACGAUAUCCGAGGAAGAAUAAUCAAGAAGCGAUCAGCAGGCCGAGCAAUCUGCUUAAAAUGCUGAAAAUGCAGCUGCAGUUGAGCAGUCAUAAUGGUAAUUUACCACCCCGACCCCUCCGUCAGCAACCAAAACUGGCUUAUCAUCAUCGGGAGCAACAGCAAAAACAAAAACAAGUGCUCCAAGGACGUUCGCCGGCGUUGUUGCCAGUGAUGCUGCUCCUCCUGAUGGCCACGCUCCUCACGCGCCCACUUAGCGCCUUCUCCAACCGAUUGUCGGACACGAAGCUGCACGAGAUCUACUUGGACGAUAAGGAGAUCAAGUUGAGUUGGAUGGUGGACUGGUACAAGCAGGAGGUGCUCUUCCAUUUGCAGAAUGCAUUCAACGAGCAGCACCGGUGGUUCUAUCUGGGAUUCUCGAAACGCGGUGGCCUGGCGGAUGCGGAUAUUUGUUUUUUUGAGAACCAGAAUGGGUUCUUCAACGCGGUGACCGACACGUACACAAGUCCGGAUGGACGGUGGGUAAGGCGGGACUACCAGCAGGAUUGCGAGGUCUUCAAGAUGGACGAGUUUACGCUGGCCUUCAGACGCAAGUUCGACACCUGCGAUCCCCUAGAUCUGCGACUACAUGAGGGCACCAUGUACGUGGUCUGGGCCCGUGGUGAAACGGAGCUGGCUCUGGAGGAUCACCAGUUUGCCCUGCCCAAUGUGACGGCUCCGCAUGAGGCGGGUGUUAAGAUGCUGCAGUUACUCCGGGCCGACAAGAUACUCAUACCCGAAACUGAACUGGACCACUUGGAGAUCACGCUGCAGGAGGCACCCAUUCCCGCCCAGGAGACGACCUACUGGUGUCACGUCCAGCGUCUGGAGGGCGAUCUCCGGCGGCGGCACCACAUCGUCCAGUUUGAGCCGCUCAUCCGGACACCGGGCAUCGUUCACCACAUGGAGGUGUUCCACUGCGAGGCCGAGGAGCACGUGGAGAUCCCCCUGUACAACGGCGACUGUGAGCAGAUGCCGCCGCCGGUGAAGGUCUGCUCCAAGGUGAUGGUGCUGUGGGCCAUGGGCGCCGGCACCUUCACCUAUCCCCCGGAGGCCGGCCUGCCCAUCGGUGGACCCGGCUUCAAUCCCUACGUCCGGCUGGAGGUUCACUUCAAUAAUCCAGAGAAGCAGGCUGGUUUGGUGGAUAACUCGGGUUUUCGCAUCAAAAUGUCGAAGACCCUGCGACAAUACGAUGCCGCCGUAAUGGAACUGGGCCUGGAGUAUACGGACAAGAUGGCCAUUCCACCGGGCCAGACCGCUUUCCCGCUGAGCGGCUACUGUGUGGCGGAUUGCACCCGGGCCGCUCUGCCGGCGACGGGCAUCAUCAUCUUCGGAUCGCAGCUGCACACCCACCUGCGAGGAGUGCGCGUCCUCACCCGGCACUUCCGCGGGGAGCAGGAGCUGCGGGAGAUCAACCGGGAUGACUUCUACUCGAACCACUUCCAGGAGAUGCGCACCCUGCACUACAAGCCGCGUGUCCUGCCGGGCGACGCCUUGGUGACCACUUGCUACUACAAUACGAAGGAUGACAAGACCGCCGCUCUCGGGGGAUUCUCCAUCAGCGACGAGAUGUGCGUCAACUACAUCCACUACUAUCCGGCCACCAAACUGGAGGUCUGCAAGAGUUCCGUUUCCGAGGAGACGCUGGAGAACUACUUUAUUUACAUGAAGCGCACGGAGCACCAGCACGGAGUGCACCUGAAUGGGGCCAGGUCGUCCAACUACCGGAGCAUCGAGUGGACCCAGCCCCGGAUCGACCAGCUGUACACCAUGUACAUGCAGGAGCCGCUGAGCAUGCAGUGCAACAGGUCGGAUGGCACCCGCUUCGGGGGGCGGGACAGCUGGGAGGGCGUGGCAGCGACGCCCGUGCAAAUCCGCAUACCCAUCCACCGCAAGUUGUGCCCCAACUACAAUCCGCUGUGGCUGAAGCCGCUGGAGAAGGGCGAGUGCGAUUUGCUGGGGGAGUGCAUCUAUUAGGCAUUAGGCAUUAGGCGGAGGGCGUAAUCGCCUUGGCUGGCAUGGGGGCGUGGCAUAGCACAAGCACACACACACACACACACAGAACACACCCAUACACCUGCAAAAGAAAUGGUUUAUACGGAGAUUUUGAAUUCAACAGUCGUAGUUCCAUAGCCAAACAAUUUUUACAGUUUAUUAUUAUGAUUAUUAUAAUGUAUAAUGCUACGUUUUUAGCAAACUCUUAUUUAAGCUUUAGUUUGAUUUGAAUUAAUUUUUUAAAAGGAUGAGUUUUGAAAUUAAAUUCAGCUAUUGAAAUCAAAACAAUCUUUUCUUCACUGAAAGUAUUUUAGUUUUUCU